Messenger RNA from Mizuhopecten yessoensis (Yesso scallop), 5369 nucleotides. Its product is annotated as probable G-protein coupled receptor 83. The coding region runs from base 649 to 1923 and encodes 424 amino acids. The record is from RefSeq and is a predicted model, not a curated record. Gene Ontology annotation, biological process: G protein-coupled receptor signaling pathway. The transcript has 2 exons. Gene Ontology annotation, molecular function: neuropeptide Y receptor activity. Lineage: Eukaryota; Metazoa; Mollusca; Bivalvia; Pectinida; Pectinidae. Gene Ontology annotation, cellular component: membrane.
UGCCAGCUGCUGAAACUAUCACCAGCGCGGGAAUAACGUGCACAGCAUCCCACUACUGUUGGCGCGACUUGAGAUUAAUAGUGGGAAUUAGCGGUCGCUGUUUCACUACUGUCACCAAUUUGGUGUAGACAUUUUUGUUUUGAUAAAUCCCUUAUGCGACGCCGAGUUAUAUCAUAAAUAAUUGAUGCCUAAUAACAUAUAACGUUUUACUUUGAGAAAGUUUGUGUAAACUGAAGCUGACUUAAGGUACGUGGAUGAGUUAUAUAUAUUCACAGAGGUGUACGGACCACUAAGAGGUUCACCACAUGCUGGCUUUAACAGUCCAAGCAUGCCACAGACGAUUUGCUGAACUAACAACUCACAAGCCUGUGACAGUUUUGUUCCCUGGAUUUACCACUAGGGCUACACUGGGAACACACAUACAAGAUCUUUUUGUAAAGUGAUCCCGUGGUAUACCAUGCUUGGCCCAGACUAUAUCUCUACAAUUCAGGUGUGCUCGGAUUCCAUCGGUGUCUUGAGCUCCGGCGAUGAUGAUGCUAUCGCAGAAACUGCUGUGUGCUUUCUAUCAUAAAACUAUUGGAAUCAGGUCUUAAACCUUGGCUGGAACAACGUUUAGAUUUUUUUGUCAAUAAUAAGACAAAAUCAAUCAUGUUGGAACAUUUAAAAUCCAUAAAUCGCUUCCUAGACAUGUUCAGGAACAGAACAACGGAAUUCGACUUCUCCAAUACAACAUCUACGCCUUGGGCGGAACGUCAAUCUGGCGAUGUGUUUGAGAAACUGAUCCUGGGGUUUGCAUAUGGAAUUCUCAUCGUCAUUUCGUUUUUUGGGAACAGUAUUGUGUGUUAUGUGAUCCUGAGAAAUAGACGAAUGUACACGGUGACCAAUUUCUUCAUCGCUAACAUGGCCAUGUCGGAUCUCCUGUUGACACUCUUCAACGUCCCGUUCAACAUAGCCAAACAUCUUCUGGACAACUGGCCAUUCGGUGACGUUCUUUGUCACUUUGUGAAUUUCUCACUCAUGGUAUCUGUCUAUGUUUCGACCUUCACCUUGACUGCUAUUGCCCUUGACCGACAGAACGUGCUACUCAAACCUCUCCAACCGCGCAUGACCAAACAGAUGGGUCUGGUUGUCCUGGUGAUUAUCUGGUUGAUUGCAAUAUGUUUUUCCUUGCCGUAUGGUAUUUUCAAUAAAGUACAAAGCACGAGCAUGGUGAUCAAGAGGGUUGAUAGGUGUAGUCCACACUUUCCUGAACCACAAGAACUUUUUGCAAAGUAUUUGACCCUGAUCACCGUUGUAUUGCAGUAUAUAAUCCCACUAAGUAUUAUAUCGGUGGCGUACGGCCGGAUUGUGAUGAGGCUGUGGAAACGCGUACAGCUCGGAGCCGUGACACGGACACAGCAAAUGUCACAGGCAAGAGCGAAACGGAAAAGUAUCAAGCUACUGGUGACUGUUGUGGUAGUGUUUGCGCUCUGCUGGAUGCCUUUAAACUUGUAUCACAUAUUGACCAAGUUCCAUCCGGACGUUCGGACGUUUACCUAUGAUAGUACUACGUUUUUCGUGUUCCACUGGAUCGCCAUCAGCAGCACGUGUUACAACCCGUUCGUAUACUGCUGGCUUAACGAGAGCUUCCGAGCCGAAGUCAAGUCUUGCUUCAGUUGCUGCAAGAGAUCGCGACGAGUACAUCCGGGCAUUGAUGUAGACGGCAUGCUCAUCCGCCACGAUGCAUUCCGACGUUCAAAAACGAUAACAAGUGUGAUUCGGUCGAGUACCACUUUUAGUUCCAUUCGGAUAACUACCAAUACCAGCGUACACAGAGACUCGUAUCCGUUCUGUGUACGAGAUCAAACACCGCUGGUUAAUUCUCAGAAAUUUGUCUCAACGGAAUUUUCCAAUGUGAUGUGCGAGGACACCUCUAAUGGUUAAACAACUAGAAUCUUCAAUAUUCGGAACACAUCUGUCCCGCAGGUAAUAAUGUAUGCCUCGCGGUGACGCGAUGUGCCCAGUGUUUAGGACAAUUAAGCAAAACACCACCUUUCUGUGAAUGUUAACUCUUACAUAUCUAGAUAACAAUUAACUGGAUCAAUCAGUGGGAUUUAGAUAAUCUUAAUAUUCAAAUAUGUAUGUAUGUCAACUGGAGUUAACAGCUGAGCGAUUGGAACUUGAUACAACAAGUUAAGGCUAUUCCGGAUUCUUGAAAGUCAGCAGAGGCACCCAAAACCAUACAUGGCAUCAAUUUGAAAAGAAGGAUACAAUCAUUGGACGGUUGGACACAUAAACAUAUGCCUGAUUGAAACACUGGUCGGACGGGCAGACAGUCACGUUCCGUUAUGGACAAAGGAGUGGGUUCGAUCAUGUGAUCAUUUUUUAAAACUUUUGAAAAUGUGAAAGUAUUGAAUAUGACUUUGUUUAUAAUAUUUACAAUAUUUCUUGACGUUUUUUCUCUCUAUAUUUGACGAUAUUUGGUCGCACAAACAUUGAGGCCCUUCAGAAACGGUUGCUACGUGUCAAAAGUCUUAUUCGUGAGUAUUUCAGUGAAGUCCCACAGGGGCUUGUGAUCUUGUUAUAGUUCUAGAACUGCCUGCUAUCAUUUUAGUACACCUAAGCUUAUACAAUGUGAUUAUAUAAUGUAGUUAAGUUCUGUAUCUAACAACAACGACGAUGGAAAACGUACAAAAUAAAAAAGGCAUUUGAGUUUAUACAUAUAAUGCAUCCUAGCUAAAAUUGAUGAUCAAUCAACUUAAGCCAGAAAGAAUCAAAGAAGCCCCUGUGAUGAGUUACUAACUAAAUAACUCUUUUCUCCAUCACCCGGUGUAGAUAUUGAAUUUGACACGCUGACACAUAUAACAUUUUGCUUGCUGUCAUUGAACUUCCGCUAACACUGUAAGCCAGAUAUCCUGUGCACUUAGUCAUCCAAGUAUUCUUCUGUGAAAAUGUUCAACACGAGACCCACAUGUUCAGUUUCUUUAACGAAUAUUCACUUUUAACAUAUAUUGACGUGGUUUUUACCUAUUUUAUUUUUCAAAUGUGAAAAACAAAAAUUGAAAAUCAACUAAAUGAAAAUUCAUAUAUUAUAGAUAGUGAAUGGCUACUUACAGAGACUGGCUGAUUGGGUUAAUUAACGCUAAACAAGAUAGAACAGAGAUAUCUCCUUGAUUCACUCGGAAUUAUUGUCUGUUUUUGUUUUGUUUAUGUGAUGUCAACAUUGGUGACUGUAAUCAUUAUUCUAAAGCUGAGACACGCACGAUUUAUACCACUUUAUGAUAACACGUCAAUGAUUAAUACAGGGACGUUUUUUAUGAUAGGCAUGUGAUAGUCACGUGGUCAUGUUUGGUGUUGUCUGGUUAUAUGUAACGUUAAUCUUAUUUUGACAGAACGCACGAUAUUAGUUUCAAUUCGUGAAGAAGCCAACGUACUGAGGUCUCCCCAGUUUAGGCUGGUUUGGUCUAUACUGGUGCUACUGUAGGCGGUACAUAGCUACACUGGUUGUAUAUACAGAUUCGUAUGCCUCACUAUCGUUUACUAUCUCAUUUGUGUCGAUGUAUCUUUUGAGAAUUUUCUAGUUACGAACAUAGGGACAUGCUAAUUUGUAACAGCUAUAUUUGGACCUUAACUGAGGUGUUAAAGACCAACAUCACACGUUUUAGGGUUUCAAUAUCGGUAAAAACACAACCCCCCCACUGACGUUCGUAUAUAUCGUCGUCGUCAAUGGGGAGUGGCGUUUUCACCUUAAGUUAGUUAUAAACCCCUCAGACGUGUGAUGUUAUUCUAAACAGCCCAGUUUUGGUCAAAAUAUAUCUGUAUCAAAGUCUCAGGUUCCGGUUGUGUCGAGUAUUAUUACUGUUUAUAUAAUUCCCGGUUGUCCGGACAACAUGCUGUCCUGUUAGUAGUCCGAAAUAACUGGCAAUCUCCUUUUAUUUUUGAAAAAGAGACACUCAGUUAUUUCGGCCUAUCCUGUCGGCUGUCGAUGACAAUGUGUCUUUACAUGUACACAGCUUAUGUAAUUCAUCAAUCAUCGAUAUUACCAUUUAAAUAGUAUUUAAAAUAAGUAUGUACUUGCCCUCCCCCGGUUUUCAGUACAAUGUGUGUAACCAAUUUUAUGUUAUCGUAAAAAUGUUGUUGUUUUUAUGUUAAAGAACAGGUUUCCAUAUUUAAGACAAGAUGAAAAUUUAAUUAAAACCAGUUUGCUCAAUGUAGAAAACGUGGAGAAUUUCCUGUUAGUAAUCAACUAUAACAAUUACCAAUUACGUUAAUUAGGAAACAAAGUCAUCCUAAUUACACUGUUUUGACUUUGGAAGAUAGGAAAAUGAAACAAAAACAUUAAUUAUAAAAUAUAUGGAAGCAGCACGAUUUUCAAAGGCACUUUCAUUCAAAGCUCUUAAAAGACGGAUGUCUUGGCUACACAAACCUUUCACAAAUUACCAUCGUACAUCAGUGUAAUCAGGUGACUCCUAGACCUAUCUUUUACAUACACAAUAUGUAAGGUAAAGAAAAUACAGCAUUUCUUAAUGUAGCAAAUAUUAUUAAAAAGUUAUCAUAUUUUGACGGUUUUAUUUGUACGUCACAAGGUUCCAGUUUGGGUAAUAGCGAACAGGUUUGUUGGAGAUAACCAAGCUUUAAAACAAAACACCCCUGGAAGGUUGGUUCAGAAACCACCUUAUACUUGCGGCCUUAAUAUAUAUAUAUCAGUAGAUCAUAAUUAAUCUAACUCCAAAUGAAUUUUACAGUUUAGUUUUUGGCACGUGUCCUGUUUAUGGACGUCAAGACUCCUUUGUAUAUUCAUCAAUAAACAUUAUUCAAGUUGACAAUACUUGUUUAAUUCCUGAUAUGCUUAAUGUAUAUGUAUCUGGUAAUACAUAAAGUUCAGUAUGAAAAUUGAUAUAAAAAAACAUGAUAUGAUUUCUUAUUGUUUAACACCAAAUUACCCCAAAAUAUUCAAAAUUGAAAGACAUUUAGAAUUUGCUUAACAAAAUAUUGUGUUGAAACAGAUAUCGAAUUUCGUUAUCAUAUCUUACACAUUUAGAUACGAAUACCUACCAUAUUGUGCUAAUUUAACUACACUUAGCUCCACAUCUGACCACUAAUCCAUAAACAUAUGCUGAACACAGGCCAUUGUGGUGACGGUGUUCUGUGUACCUUUUUCAAACCAAAGGUCAAUUUAAAAAUAAAGAAGAUAUUUUUGUAAUUUUGCAGCAAAGAACAGUUUCACAUAAAAUAUCCUUUGUAAAUAUAUGUGUUUCACCGAAAUAAAAUACACAAUUCUGAUAUAGACGUUGGUUUGUUUUGUUUUUAUUGUACACUAAGCUAAUCUGAGAUUGAAGACUUAAUAAAACAUAAUUCAGGUAGUCGUUUUUAAACUUUUAUCUUCGUAC